Messenger RNA from Arabis nemorensis, 1176 nucleotides. NCBI's taxonomy places the organism in Eukaryota, Viridiplantae, Streptophyta, Magnoliopsida, Brassicales, Brassicaceae. The record is from the annotation of a GenBank genome assembly.
AUGGCUUCAUCUACUAAGAAGGUUUUGAUUCCGGUUGCUCAUGGUACUGAGCCGUUUGAAGCGGUGGUGAUGAUCGAUGUUCUCCGGCGAGGCGGUACGGAUGUUACGGUGGCUUCCGUCGAGAAUCAGGUCGGAGUUGAUGCUUGCCAUGGAAUCAAGAUAGUCGCCGAUACUCUUCUCUCCGAUGUUACCAACUCCGUUUUCGACCUUAUUAUGCUCCCUGGAGGACUUCCUGGAGGAGAGACUCUUAAGAACUGUAAAAGUUUAGAGAAUAUGGUGAAGAAACAAGACGAAGAUGGACGGCUUAACGCUGCUAUAUGUUGUGCACCGGCGUUAGCGCUUGGUACUUGGGGUCUACUAGACGGUAAACAAGCAACCUGUUAUCCGGCUUUUAUGGAGAAACUAGCAGCCUGUGCGAAAGCGGUUGAGUCGAGAGUGGAAGUAGAUGGGAAGAUAGUGACUAGUAGAGGGCCUGGAACUACAAUGGAAUUCUCUGUCACGCUUGUCGAGCAACUGUUUGGGAAAGAUAAAGCUGUUGAAGUAUCUGGUCCCUUGGUGAUGCGUCCCAAUCCUGGUGAUGAGUACACUAUUACCGAGCUUAACCAAAUGAACUGGCCGUUUGACAAUACUCCAAAGAUUCUUGUACCUAUUGCAGAUGGAUCGGAGGAAAUGGAAGCUGUUGCUAUCAUUGAUGUCCUGAGGCGGGCAAAAGCAAAUGUCGUGGUUGCUGCGCUUGGUACCAGUUUGGAAGUAGUAGCAUCUCGAAAAGUCAAGCUAGUGGCGGAUGUGCUUUUCGAUGAGGCUGAAAAGAGUUCAUACGAUCUGAUUGUGUUGCCUGGUGGUCUCGGUGGUGCUGAAGCAUUUGCAAGUUCGGAGAAGCUAGUGAAUAUGUUAAAGAAGCAAGCGGAAUCAAACAAACCAUAUGGAGCAAUUUGUGCAUCUCCUGCUCUGGUCUUAGAGCCAAAUGGCUUACUCAAGGGUAAGAAGGCGACAGCGUUUCCCGCAAUGUGCAGCAAAUUGUCGGACCAAAGUCACAUUGAUCAUAGAGUCUUAGUAGAUGGCAAUCUCAUAACGAGCAGGGGUCCAGGAACCUCACUGGAGUUUGCACUCGCGAUCGUGGAGAAAUUUUACGGGCGCGAGAAAGGACUUCAGCUUGCUAAAGCAACACUUGUGUAA